AUGGCAAGAAUCUGGGAGCAGUAUGGCCCCGGGACAGACCAGAACUCGCGAGCGGAGAAGGAGAAGCUGAUUCGGCCGUAUGCGAAAGGUGUGGUAGUCGAUGCGGGGGCAGGACACGGCGUCUCCGCAUUAUACCUAGACCGCAACAAGGUCACGAAGUAUGUCGCGGUCGAGCCCAACCUCGCCAUGCACGACUACAUCCGACGCACGGCAGCAAGCGCCGGCUUCAGCGAAGACGAUGGCUCUCUCGUCGUCCUCGGCUGCGGCAUUGAAGACGUAGCAGCCAUAUGCGCGGCGCUCCGAUCCAAUAAAGCUGCGGACACGGACGAGCGCUCUGCAGAUACCAAUGCACCUCACGCCAACCUAGCUGGCCCCUGCGCCGACACCAUCAUCUCCGUCCUUACCCUCUGCUCCAUUCCCAAUCCCCGCGCAACCAUCCGCGCCCUUGUGCACGGUCUCCUCGCGCCCGGCGGCACAUUCCUGUUUUAUGAGCACGUCCUGAGCCACCGCGCGGAUGUGGCGUGGUGGCAGCGGUUUUGGGCGCCCGUGUGGCGGGUGCCGUUCGAUGGGUGCCGGUUGGACCAGCCGACGCACUUGUGGAUAGCUGAGGCUGGGGAUGUGGAUGCGUCGCAGGCGGGGGACAGAGAUGCGUCGGAUGCGGAUGACGAUAGUAAGGGAGGAGCAGGAAACGAUGGCAAGAGAAGAUUAUCAUGCGAAGGUGAGGGCGGAAGCCUCUGGGCGAUCCAGGAAACGUGGGGGAAGGAGGGCGAGACGGAGGAUACGCUCUUUUGGCAUCAGGCAGGGCGCUUCGUGAAGCGCAGCUAG
Molecule: messenger RNA, 825 nt
Organism: Schizophyllum commune H4-8
Lineage: Eukaryota; Fungi; Basidiomycota; Agaricomycetes; Agaricales; Schizophyllaceae
Exons: 2
Coding region: 1-825 (274 amino acids)
Source: RefSeq, a predicted model, not a curated record